Molecule: messenger RNA, 1245 nt
Organism: Paramuricea clavata
Lineage: Eukaryota; Metazoa; Cnidaria; Anthozoa; Malacalcyonacea; Plexauridae
Source: the annotation of a GenBank genome assembly
AUGUCUCCUAGUUUGCACAGCUGCUCCAAAACAGUGGCUCCGAUGUUUGGCCAAGGCUUGGAGGUAAGAGCAAGCGUUAAAAUUUUACUAAUUGAUUCAUUAAAUAAAUCGUACGGUCUAAUUAGUGACGUCAUAGUACGUGCGCGCGCAAUCGAACAAUCGUUAACUAAAACUCAAACAGGAAACGCGAGCGAAAUAUUGUCAAAGGAAUUUUAGCAGUUUAGUGGGAAUACGUUAAAUAUAUAUUGCAAGAUAACAACAAAGUGAUCCAUGGUAAGUAUAAAUGUACUAGACGCAUAGCUACAGAAUUUUUCGCAUUCGCAUACAGAUUUGUCGUGCUGCUCCAAAAUAUCUAAGAAAGGCUUACUUUCAAGCAUAUAAUAGGAUCCCUAGACAAACUAGAAAAGAUUAUGCGGAAGUAUUUGAAAAUUUCUAUAAUUCCUCAAAAACUUCUCUUGUUUGUUUUUUGUCCAACCAUGGGAAAAAUGUUCCGGAAACCGAACAUUAGCAGGUCCACUUCAGGAAGCAAAAACGUUUCGCAACAUAUUCAGAAUUAUCAGAAACGUAUUUUGUUUCGCACGAAUGUUCCCUGGUUUGUCCGCCUUCGCGGGCAACAUUGAUAGGAAACACUGUUCCUAUAACAACUUUUUCUAGGAAUUUACUCAUUGCAUGUUUAACACUGACUCCCUCAAACAUUUCUUACAAAUCUUUGAAAACUUUACCGAUGCAAAAUUCCUACUGUUAUCACAGAAACUUUGAUAAUGUAAUGGCGGCUUUAGAUGUAUUACGCUGUCCCAAUGUUUACUUAAUAUUUUUUAACAAUAGUUUUUUCCACUUUUUCAGUUCAAGUGUGGUGACAUUCACUUUAAAAAGAAGGAGGUUUACUUGGCGGUGUCAUUGGUAACAGGACUGUUUCUGUCUGCAGCUUUAGUCAACGACUUUAUGGCGUACUUAGAGCUUGAGAUGCCAGAACAUACGACUCAGGGUUUCACGUUCGCCAUCAUGGUACGUUUGUUAAUCAAAUUUCGACUUUGAAUAUAGUAACCUUUGCGUCGUAAAUAAUUGCGGCGCUAAAUGCUUUUCAGAAUUGCUUUUAUAACAUGGUCUUUCGAGCCGGUAAUGAUUCUUUUUUAUUUCACUUUCAGCUUAUCAACUGGAUAUCGUUUGUAAUGGCCGUCCUAGCUUUUAUCUAUAACUGUUUAGCUAUGAAAUGUAUUGCAAAACAAGUAUCUGCUAUGUCAGUAG